UAAGAAAAUUAGUACAAACAUGACAUAUAAGGAUUUUUUCAUGAAGGUAUGUGAUAUAAUUAAAUUUAAAUACAACAAUUCCACUCAAGUUGUAUUUUAUUUAAGUGUUUUAACUAAAGUUGCAUUAGCCUUAGCCACUCAAUUAAUGUUUCGACCUGACUUUUUAAUCCGUUAUGAGUUAUGACCGCAUUUGUCUAAAAUUUUCCAAUGGGCUAAUUUACUCACCAGGUCGAUAUUUGACGGACAUGGUAUCAAACCAUAAUAAAUACUGUGAACAGUGCUAUUGCCUGAAAAUAAUUUUAUUUAAACUGUAGUAUAAUCAAGGUCGGAUAAGUAGGUAACACUAUACAUUCAGGUAAAAGGUAAAAAUGGUGGCACUUGCUUCUAUUAUCUCACUGGGCAAUUUCCCUAGUCUUCGAGAAAAAUUACGUUUUUGGUUCUUGUGCACAACCUUUACGUUUUACCUUUAUUGAUAAGAUAGAAUAAAAGCUUAGGAGAAUUUAAUCCACUUGUUAGUUAAUCUUAGAUACCAGAAAUUAAGUUACAUUUAGAAGUUAUUUGAAAUCUAAGAUCAAAAGAAUGUCUAUUAAUUAAUCUCUUGCAAAAUAAGGUGCUUUUAAUAAUUUUAAUGAGCAAUUUUUUGCUACUGGUAUCUUAAUUACGACUGAAGAUUAUAUCUGGUUAUUACUCACGAUGACGUAAAUUUGCUAUGUCGGACCCGUAGGAGUGGAUUAUAUUUACAUGAAUAUUACUUUGUUACUUGCUAUAUACUUGUACUUGCUAUAUUGUAUUGAAUUGUAUUAAUUGUAGACUAAUACCUAAUGGCGGGGAUGAAUAUAAAUAAAUGUUACCCACAAUGCCUAUUUCUACAAACCUGAUAAAACAAUUAUUUGUAUAGGUGUUACUGCUGAUACUUUCGAUGACUCCUACGUGGGUUAUUUCUGCACCAAGGCAGCCCAGACUUAGUCUAGCGGAGCCAAUGCCUAGCUACUUUUACAAUAAUAUAGAUGGUUACCCUGGCACAUACGCAUUCGGCUACGACGUAUUAGACGCAGCCACCGGCCAAACCCAGUACCGGAAUGAAGAGCGGUACCCCAACGGUACCGUGGUGGGCAGCUACGGGUAUCUGGACCCGGUGGGCCGGGCUCAUCGGUACCGAUAUGUGGCUGAUGAGAAAGGAUACAGGGUAAUGAAAGACCGCCCCAAUCCCUACACUGCACCAAUAGUUAACCCUAACGCCAUUUUGAAUACCGAUGAAGAUACAGUCACUUGGAAGAGGAAGAAACCACGCCGUACUACGGAAAAGCCUGAACUAAGGAGAAACAAUUUCAUUCCAUUUCCUGGCCAAUAUUUUAUUUAACUUCUCUGAAAACAUAAAUUAUUAUGACAACAUUAUUGUUUUAUUUUCCCUUAAAACUCUUUUCUCGAGUUUCCUU
Cydia pomonella (codling moth) is the source of this 1436-nucleotide messenger RNA. It is a transcript of the gene CPR147, whose product is annotated as cuticle protein 6-like. The transcript has 3 exons. NCBI's taxonomy places the organism in Eukaryota, Metazoa, Arthropoda, Insecta, Lepidoptera, Tortricidae. The coding region runs from base 920 to 1360 and encodes 146 amino acids. Gene Ontology annotation, cellular component: chitin-based extracellular matrix. Gene Ontology annotation, molecular function: structural constituent of chitin-based larval cuticle. The record is from RefSeq and is a predicted model, not a curated record.